AUGUAUGUGGCGCAAUUUGAGGGCUUGACGCAAAGUGAAAAUUUGGUCUAUGCAACCGCGAUCUGGUCGGAAUCCGGCUUGCUUUUCGCGGAUAUUCAUCAGGCGGCGAAGUAUCACAGAAGUCAACAUUUAUCCGCGGUCAGCGAUGCCAUUUCAUCCGGGGGCGCCGUCGCGUCAACAAAAGAUCUAAUCGCUGCAUCGAGUGAUCUGUCUGAGGAUAAACUGAAGCUUUUGGAUGAGCUGUUUGAGUCUUCUCGCGGCAGCGCCAUGAUCCCCCUUGGUCAAGACCGAUUUUGUCGACGAUAUUGGCUACUUUUGUCGAUACCAUGCGUGCUCGUCGAGUACGACCCGCCCUCCGCUGAACAUCCACUCGCAGUCAGCCCAAUUCUACUUAGUCGACAAAUAUCUGCUUUUCAUCCGCAAGCGGCUGAAUCUCUGGCCAUUUCCUCCACAACAUUGGCAGCCCUCCGGCUACGCGAGUUCGUCACACAACAUCCAAACAUGCCUCGAGAAGCUAUCACUCAGCAUAUAAGCGUUCGCCUUCCCACAGAACCCACUCACCGCGUACUGACUAUGGAGCAGUUAAGGAUGCUUGUUUAUCCGGAACGUAUCACUGAACGGGACCUGCAAACUCAGACAAAGAGUGCAGCUGUAACCCAGACACAUCGUUUACGCAAGGAAUAUCAAAGUUCUCCCGGUGUUCCUACUUGGUCUAUUUUAACCCCAUUCGCCGGCCCCAUUCCAUCAGCUACCACGCUCAAGUCCACUAACAAUAAUUUGUCCUGUACCAUGAACGAGAACACAGACAACAAAGAAGUAUCUUCAGAAAUAGAAACUACGGUAGAGGAACGCGCCACUUGGACUAUUGAUUGUUUAGAGGCCGCACUCAAUCCCCGUGGUGUGAGGGAAUCACGAUUGAGACGUGUUGUUAGCGAUCUUCGUGCGCUGCUUAUUCGUGUUGUUUCUCAAUGCCCCCCAGACUUGGCCGGCGCCUCUCAGUCGAAUUGCCCGGAGGAAGCGAAUCAUUUUCCUGCUCCACCGGGGUCCUUAUCGCGACUACAACAAUUGGCUCACACUUUGCUGCUUUUCGGUGAGGCGAUUGGACCCAAAGCUUUGUUUGGACCAUUAGGUAACGAUGCACGAACAACGCGAGUAGUGCCAGCUUCCGAUCCGAGUGUUUCAUCCAAUUCGCUCGUUGUUCCUCAUAUCGCCUCCGCGCGCCUCACGCUUGAUCAGUCUCAAUCUGAUAACCUUUCGGUGGCCACAUCCGGUUCCUCUUCGUGUUACAUAACCACUGGCUGGGAACGUUGGCGUGCAUCUGUGAUUCGUGCAAAAUCCGCUUCUCAGUUGCAUUUGUUGGCCCGUUCACUGGAACGCGGGCUGCGUCGAAUGCUUUUGUUCGGCAAUCCGCUCCGAUUAAACACUCCUGAUUUUGACCAAGGUGGUUAUCGAGCCCCAAAACUGCGGUGCACCGCAUGCAAGUUAUCAGAUAUUGUUUUCUUCCGCAUGCAUGAGUCUAAAAUUUCAGUCAUCUGUGUACUGUCACUUGCUGGUGUUGCCAUGUUCGGUAUGCGUUUUGCACCUUCAAAGUGUAAAAUGCUACUACAAGAUUGGGUUGAUCCAGCGCCCAGUCUCACCCUAACUGGGGAAGUAGUAGAGGAAGUAGACAAAUUUUGCUAUCUAAGCAGCUAUAUCUCACCCGGCGGACGCAUCACGGAUGAAGUGUCGGCGCGCAUACAGAAGGCUCGGUUGGCAUUUGCCAACUUGAAACAUCUGUGGCGCCGUCGCGACAUCCGGCUGUCUGUGAAGGGUCGAGUGUAUGCUGCAGCAGUUCGGUCAGUCCUGCUCUACGGUGCAGAGACUUGGCCACUAAAAUAG
Messenger RNA from Echinostoma caproni, 1878 nucleotides. The record is from the annotation of a GenBank genome assembly. Lineage: Eukaryota; Metazoa; Platyhelminthes; Trematoda; Plagiorchiida; Echinostomatidae.